AUGGAUGGCGUGAAGAAAAUUCAUUCGGGGACUCUUUACCGUAACGGCCCAGUGGACGGCGCGUAUGGUCCGCAACACAGCCCGGUGUCGCGGUCGGACGCCUCCACAGAGGACGCGGAGCUUUCCGCUGCGCUUGCGCAUCAGCACCAUCUCGCUAUGCAGGCGGGUGAAUAUCCAGUUGGCGGUGGAGUGGAGGCAGAAUAUAGUCAGUAUGUGUCGUCCCCGGCGGCACACUACAAUCACAUGGGACACCUCACUAUGGCACCAUCUCAAAAGUACCCUCACGUUAUGGAAGCAGUGUCGGUGGGCAGCGGGUACGCCGGGGGGGUGGGGACGGGUGCGGGCGCGGGUCACUACGGAACGUACGCGCAUUAUGGCGCCGCGUAUCCCGCGCAGCCAUAUCUCGUCGAUCCGCAGAUGCCGGCGUACAUGACGCAGGAGUAUGUAGAAGGCGGUGGCAGUGCGUCACCCCGUAGUGCUUCGCCGGGUGCCCUGCCAUCUCAGCACAAUUUACAUCUGCAACAAAGAUAUGACUCGUCGUCCCUCGAGCAGUUGGGUCGACACUACUGUGUGACGUCACCGAGGGGUGAAUACGCAGCGGACGCGUAUUCGUAUCAACACUACCCCACCGCUAUUGACCCGCAACACCAUCCCGCGCAGGCUUUUAAGGAUUCACAAAAUGGCCUAAGUUUAGGAAGUACCGGCGGACAGUCCAUGUAUGGUGAUGAAGAAGAGUUGCAAAAGCAGAUGGCGAACAUGGCUUUAGUUCACGGUGGUGUGGGGGUUGGCGUCGGUCGGGAGGAGGGCGGAGGCCUACAGUGGAGGGAUCCCAACUUGCCCGAAGUGAUCGGCUUCCUCAAUUCCCCCUCGGACGUGGUCAAAGCGAAUGCUGCGGCAUAUCUACAACAUCUGACGUAUAUGGACGAUCCCAAUAAACAGAAGACCAGGAGUUUAGGUGGAAUCCCACCACUAGUGCGUCUGGUAUCACACGAGAAUCCCGAAGUAUCGCGUAACGCGUGCGGUGCGUUACGUAACCUGUCUUACGGCAGACAAAAUGAUGAAAACAAACGGGCCAUACGAGAUGCUGGUGGUAUACCGUCUCUAAUGGCAUUGCUCUGUAGGACUUCAGAUAUGGAGGUUAAAGAGUUGGUGACAGGCGUUAUAUGGAACAUGUCAUCUUGCGAGGAUCUAAAGCAAUCUAUAAUAGAUGAUGCAGCUCAAGUAAUUGUGAACAAAGUUCUGAUCCCGCAUUCCGGCUGGCACCCAACUAACCCUGGCGACACGUAUUGGUCUACGAUAUUCCGUAACGCGUCGGGUGUGUUACGUAACGCGUCAUCAGCGGGCGAAUACGCACGGCGGCGACUACGUUCUUUGCCCGGGCUCGCUGAAGCGUUGCUGCAUGCUGUACGCACUGCACUUAACGUAAACGCUAUCGGAACGAAAAUAAUUGAAAACUGCGUAUGCGUUCUGCGUAAUCUGUCUUAUAGAUGUCAAGAAAUAGAAGAUCCAUUAUACGACACGAGAGCUCCACCAACGCAAUCGACAGGGCAGGCGCGGAUACAAGCAAGCGCGUCUAAAGGAGAGAAUCUAGGCUGUUUCGGUGGUAGUAAGAAGAAGAAGGAGGGUUCUUCGUCUAAUUCAACCAGUCCUCUUGGUAAGAGUGAUGGCGAUUCGCAGCCCAUUGAGACUGGAACGAACUCGCAAUUGGGGUACACUGUACCAAAAGGAACAGAAAUGCUCUGGUCACCGGAGGUGGUCCCGUUAUACAUGGCAUUACUUCAAACGUGUUCUAACCCUGAGACUCUGGAAGCUGCAGCUGGGGCACUGCAGAAUCUGGCCGCAUGUUAUUGGCAACCUUCUAUUGAUAUAAGGGCUGCGGUUAGGAAAGAGAAAGGUCUACCAAUUUUAGUAGAACUCCUGCGCAUGGAAGUGGACAGAGUUGUUUGCGCAGUGGCCACUGCUUUGCGCAACUUAGCUAUAGAUCAACGCAAUAAGGAGCUGAUUGGAAAGUAUGCUAUGCGUGAUUUAGUACAAAAAUUGCCUAGUGGUAACCAACAACACGACCAGGGGACAUCAGACGAUACGAUAGCGGCAGUAUUAGCUACACUCAACGAAGUGAUAAAGAAAAGUGCAGAGUUUUCUCGCUCGCUGUUAGAAGCUGGAGGCGUAGAGCGACUGUUAAACUUGACCAAGCAGCGUCACCGUCAUACACCGAGGGUGCUCAAAUUUGCAGGUCAAGUGCUAAUGACGAUGUGGUCACACGCGGAACUACGCGAAGUAUACCGUAAGCACGGCUGGCGUGAAGCCGACUUUCUUACGCCAGCGCGCGCCGCUCAGCCGACGAGAAAUUCCAGUACUAGUGGUCAAGGCACACCUUCAUCUGGCACCACGGGCGCUCCGCAUUCGCCUAGCAACGCCAAUAGCACUCUUAGCAGACCCAUGGCUUCCACUGGUGGGACACGCUACGAGGACCGCACUAUACGUAGACAUCGAGAGAACGAUGACAUGCCGACCAUGGAAGCGAACAACUAUUCAGACGGACUGGGUAUGGGGAACCCGAACGGCCGGCCUAUGAACCUGCAGGGAGUCCAAGCUCAAAUGCCACCACCGAGCACUCGUUGA
Leptosia nina is the source of this 2622-nucleotide messenger RNA. The record is from the annotation of a GenBank genome assembly. NCBI's taxonomy places the organism in Eukaryota, Metazoa, Arthropoda, Insecta, Lepidoptera, Pieridae.